CCGCGCAAUUGUUUGUAAAGUGCGUCGUUGGACAUAUACGCUGCCUUGGUGGUAAAAUGAAAUUUCGGAAAUAUCAGGAAAGUGUGUGAUUAGAAACGUAUCUUUUUAUUAUAAUAAUAAAAGCAGUAUAAGGACAACGUUAAUGACAAUUAUUGUGUUGAAACUUUAAAUACGUGUCAUAGCAUUACAUUUAAAACAUAUAUGAACGAUGUGAAUAUACUUCAGUAGAAACUGCUGUAAAAUAUUACCGUUAUGUUACUUUGUAUUAUUAUACAAGUAUUGUUAUAGAAAAGAAAACUGUUUUGUAUAUUUUGUAUAUUUGUUCUUAGGUGUACAAUAACUUGCAAUAGUGUUUUCUUACACCAAUGACUGUUUAAAAGUGAAGUAUGUGGUAACGAAUUAUACAAUAGCCCACCUUGUAGUGGUGUUAUAAAAAAACGGAUUUUAUUUAAGACGUCGUGAGGCUUGUGCUUAAUCUUAUUAAUGGCAUAAUGUACAGGACAAUGGAAGGUAUUGUUGCUCGCCUUGUCUACUCUGGAAUUACCUUCUGGUUCAUCGGGAACUUGUUGUUUCCCGAAUGCAAGUCUGUGGAACUUCCUUGCGUGAACAAAACGGAGAACUGCGGCCUGUUGAGCAAUCUAGUCAGCGCUCUUGGGAACGCCACGUGCAGCGGCCAUUGUUGGGCCGGAUGUGGCUCCGACGGUGUCUGUAUAGGCGGCUGUGUCGCUGGUUGGACCGGGGAUAAGUGCAAAAUUGCCUGUCGAGACUUUCAGUACGGGGUAAACUGUCAGAAAACGUGCGGUCACUGCGCUGAUGACGCAGUCUGUGACGUCAUAGACGGCACGUGCCCCGGAGGCUGCGUUCCCGGCUUCAUGGGACCGCUCUGCGAUGAACCCUGCCAGGCAUACGCAUACGGCGAGAAAUGCCUGGGACAGUGCGGCCACUGUCGCAACGGAAAGGCGUGCAACCAGGUCACAGGCGCUUGCUCGAACGGAUGUGCGCUGGGCUGGACUGGACCCAAAUGCGACCAAAUUUGCGAGGAUAUGACUUACGGUCUCGAUUGUAUCGGUCAAUGUGGCCACUGCGCAGGCGCACUGCCGUGUAACCACGUGACCGGGGUCUGCACAGACGGGUGCGCGCCGGGCUGGACAGGGGACAAGUGUAACAUAGAGUGCAGUCAGGGUUGGUACGGUCAGGAAUGCGACUUCCACUGCGGUCACUGCAUGUCCGGUACCUGUGACCCCGUGGUGGGCGCAUGCAACUCGGGAUGCAUGGCGGGAUGGAUGGGACACACGUGCAGAACACCCUGCCCAGUUGGCAUAUACGGUGAAGACUGCCUGAAGCGGUGCGGUCAAUGUGCCGAGAACCAGUGUGAUCGAGCCACGGGCAUCUGUACACAGGGCUGUCUAGCCGGGUACCAAGGACUAUACUGCCUCGAAGAGUGCCCCGACGGUCGUUACGGAGGCAGCUGCGGAGGCACAUGCGGGCAUUGCCGCCAGGGGGCGUCCUGCAACAAAAGCAGCGGCGUCUGCGAUACCGGCUGUGAUACGGACUGGGAGGGGCGUUACUGCACGCAGAAGAAACCGACGGACCCAUUUAUCUACAACAAUAACCUACUUCCGGAGGAAUCGGAAAUCAGAAAGCCGUCGACGGUCUCGUUGCUAGUGGUGAUCAUCGUGUUGCUAUUUAUAGCUCUCUCCUCGACUGUCCUCUACUUUCUGUGUAUUCGGCCGCGGCAGACGGACAUUGCCAAUCAGCUGACACGUCUGUCAUCGGUCCGAAGCAACGAGGAUGCGGAACCUCAUUUGUACGAGCAGGUCCAGUGCGGACCAUGGGAGAUAACCAAGGCAAACCUCGUUUUUACUUCGGAUAAGCUCGGUCAGGGUCAGUUCGGGCAAGUCCGUAAAGCCUUCAUCAAGAACAUCCGAAGUCACGACGUGGCCGUAGCGCUAAAGUCGCUGAAAGCAAACGCCUCCGAGAAGGAUAAGACGGACUUUAUGAACGAGUUGAUGAUCCUGAAGAAAGUAGGUCACCAUCCCAACGUCGUGUGCCUCGUCGGAUCUUGCAACAUUGGCGGCACAUUAUACCUGGCCAUGGAAUAUUGUCCCCAUGGUGAUCUACGCACGCAUCUCCGCGAGAGCCGGAAGCGGAGACAGAAGAUGUACAGCAACGUUCAGAACACGUCUGCGCUGUCUUACUCGAACAUGCUCAAGUUCGCGCUCGAUGUGGCCAGCGGAAUGUCACACCUAGCAGACAGACAGAUAAUCCACCGUGACAUGGCUGCUAGGAACGUGCUUCUAGAUGACAACUACGUGGCCAAGGUUGCCGACUUCGGGCUCUCUAAGAACGAUGAUACCUACGUGAAAACUACACGGUCGAAAGUGCCAGUCCGAUGGCUGGCCCUGGAGUCUAUAUUCAGUAACACCUACACCAUGCAGAGCGACGUGUGGUCGUUCGGAGUGUUGCUAUGGGAGAUCGCCACGUUUGGCGGCACCCCGUACCACGGGAUGGAUACCCAGCAGUUCUGUUCGCUCCUCAAGCAGGGCUACCGUCUGUGUCGACCCAGGCACAGUGACAUGGCACUGUACCGGUUGAUGCUACAGUGCUGGCAAGAACAGCCGGAAGCCAGACCGGACUUUAACGAUCUCAAAGCGAGGCUUCAAGCGAUGCUGGACGACACACAGAUUUACAUCAAUAUCGAUGACGAGAUGCCGUACACGGACAUGAACGGAGAGCUAUGAACGCUCCUUGUACAAGAUGCAUGUUAAAUAUAUGACAGAGGACGGGUAUAGCUAUAGAACGGUUCAACGGUUGUAUGCCACGGUCGGAUUUGAUGAUAUGAAAGUCAAUUCUUCUUGGUUGAGCAUCAAGUAUUAUAAAGGUGGAUGCCUUGGACAACGGUGGUUUGGACACACCGGUAGUCGUAUCUGUUACAAGACAAUGUCUUAACUGUAUGGAUGAUGAAUCGUCGUGACUGUAUUAUGCAAUGCGUUGAUAAUAUAGGAAUACACCGUAUUAACUGGUCUUAAUUAAACAGUGCAGAGUGUGUUGUGAUUGUGAAGAAAAGCCCGGUGGUUUAUAUGAAUACUGUUAUAUGAUAAUCUUUAUUUAAGUAACCGUAGAUUUUUUUGGUUUAUAUCAAGUUAAGUGAUAAUAAAUUGAUAUAUGACGUAAUUAAAAAAAAGAUGAACGCACAAGAAGUAAGCGAUGAAAACAUCAGUGACCUAUUAAAUGUGAUAACAGGUAGAUGCAAACACGUAUGUGAUAACAGGUAGAUGCAAACACGUAUGUGAUAACAGGUAGAUGCAAACACGUAUUUAAAACGAAUAACAAUCGUACUUUAUGAAAUUUUGACAUAUGCGUAACGACAUAGAAAGUAAUAGUGCAAGGGACGAAAGAUGCGAAAUCAAAUUUGUAUGAGGUGAACUAUUUCGAGUGUAUCUUGAUAACAAUAAAAACUUAAUAUUCCGUUGGACCGCACAUUGAUUUCGUCCAUGAAUUAAAUAUAAACGUUGGCGUUUUGACAUAUCUGAUUGGGUAGUUACGUCAUAACGGAGAGAUAAGCACUUUGUACUUUUACUUGAAACAGAACACUCAUUGAAAUACACCUUGGUAAAUUUUCCAUUGCGAAUGUCGAAAAUGAGAAUAUUAUAGUGGAUUGUACAUCAAAAGCUUAAAUUGUGCACCAAAUGACGUUCUUCAAUACUGAAAUAUAGAGUGCAAUGGAAUCGUUUAAAGCGGGUUGCAGGUUCGACCCCCUUGUAAUCGCUGACGUAUAUUGUAUGCACAGGUCAUUUAAAAUUAAGAAAGUAGUUAGACACGCUCAAUUCUAGCUCUUCUUAACGCGUUCCCAGUGAAGGGCUAUUAAAAAUCACACAAGCGAUGUCGGUUACAAUUAACUUUAAAAAUGAUUUUCUGUUUUGUUUUUUUUUGUAUGAGAAACGUGUUUAUACUCACGAAAACACACCUUUUCGGCCAUUUACGUUCGCAAAGGCUCUUUUAUUUCGCUAAAGCGCGUGUUAUGCAUUCAGCUUACGUCAGCGUCAACAACUUUAACACAGAAGUACUAAUGUACCUAUCAUUGCCAUUCGCUUGCAAGAUUAAGACAUGUAUUGUAUACGCGGCAUUCACGAAACGAUGCAAGUCAGGGAAUGUUGUAUUCGAUUUGUUAAGAGACUUUGUUAUACAAUUAAAUGAAAAAAUGCAAGUAACUGUUAAUAAAGUCGAUAAUAAUUUAAAUACAGUUAAACUUAUAUCCAAUAGAUUUCUUUUACAGAUUGCAAUCAUAACACUGUAUGUUUUUGUUUCAAUCUUAUCAUAAGAAUUUACAUUCACAUUGCUGUAAUUGAUUCGUUAAAUCGUACAAAAUACUUAAGGCGCGGUCUGGGAAAACUGUGCUUAAUGCAUGUGCGCAGUGUCGUCUCCAAUAAGCCUGUGCAGUUAGCACAGGCUGACCAAAACAACUUUCCGCGUUAAAGACUUCCGUUUAAAGGAAGUCUCUUCGAAACAAAAAUCAAGUUGAGGCAGAAAGUGAGGACUUUCCAUGCAUAUCUUGAACGACAUAUGUACACGUGCAUCACGACCGGUUUUCCAAGGGCGAAGCUGAAAUGUAAUAUAUUUUUUAUUGAAAAACGUGUGGACAUUAUGUACGUUACUUCAUUCUUACGUGUCCUUGUACAUGGAUAUUAUAUUGAAUUUCAUGUAUAUAUCUUUUUGAUGUUUUUAAUAAAACCAUAAUUAUA
Messenger RNA from Dreissena polymorpha, 4742 nucleotides. RefSeq names its product proto-oncogene tyrosine-protein kinase receptor Ret-like. Lineage: Eukaryota; Metazoa; Mollusca; Bivalvia; Myida; Dreissenidae. Gene Ontology annotation, molecular function: ATP binding; transmembrane receptor protein tyrosine kinase activity. The record is from RefSeq and is a predicted model, not a curated record. Bases 492 to 2741 code for a protein of 749 amino acids. The transcript is spliced from 17 exons. Gene Ontology annotation, cellular component: signaling receptor complex. Gene Ontology annotation, biological process: cell surface receptor protein tyrosine kinase signaling pathway; multicellular organism development; positive regulation of kinase activity.